Aspergillus steynii IBT 23096 is the source of this 978-nucleotide messenger RNA. RefSeq lists its product as uncharacterized. Bases 1 to 978 code for a protein of 325 amino acids. The transcript has a single exon. NCBI's taxonomy places the organism in Eukaryota, Fungi, Ascomycota, Eurotiomycetes, Eurotiales, Aspergillaceae. The record is from RefSeq and is a predicted model, not a curated record.
AUGCGCUUCUACCUCCUCUAUACCUUCCUCUCAACACCUCUCCUGCUCUCCCUCCAGACCGCAAUGGCAGAGUCCUCCGACUCCCGAACCUGCUACCAAAUGGACGGCACCUCCGACCCCGGCCUCUUCCCCUGCCGCCCACCACCAUCCAGCUCAUCCAGCUCAUCUCACUCCCCCUGCUGCCACCUCCACAACCCCAACAAGAACUCCACAUCAGGCACCCGUACCGACACUGAAGUCUGCCUCGAGCCAUCUGGCCUCUGCCUCGCCGCCAACGGCCUGAUGUACAUAUCCGGCUGCACGGAUCGCAGCUGGAUGGACGGCUCGUGCCCACUCAUCUGCCCCGACGUGCGGACGAACUGGAAGGGCAAAGCCUCCGAGGAGGGCUGGACGCAGGGCCAGCAGGUCUGGAACUGGCAGGUGAUGACGUGUGCGCCGAAUAGUGUCUGCUGUCGCAGGUUUGGGGCUAGUCCCGAGUGCUGCGGGAAUGAGAGUUUGAGGAUCCCGAAUUAUUCGAUUGGGAGUCCGAGUUUAAGCCUUUGGGAGGGGGAUGAGAGUUCCAAUAGGACUGAGACUGAGACGAAGACAGGGCCUGCAGCGACAGGGAGAUGUGAGAGCGCGGCGUCUGGGAAUGGGAAUGGAACAAAGAUGAGAUCCGGGAACGAGACUUGUCGUGAGGGAACAGUGGGUGCGGCAGUUGGUGCGCCACUUGGAGCAGCGUUCGUGGCGGCGCUGACGGCGAUGGGAUGGGCGAUUCGCAAGCAGAGGAUAACGGAGAGGAGGCUGCGAGAGGUCGAGACGCAGCAGGGGAAGGAGUACACGCAGACACAGGUGCAGGUGAAGUCGGAUCUGGUCCCCUCGUCGGGGUAUUAUAAGGAGAAGUGGGCACGGAAAGUACAGGGGCCGGGGAACCAUGCAGAACUGAGUGCGAUCAGGCAUUAUGAGUUGGAUGUGAGGUCGAAUGCAGAGUCGGACUGA